Molecule: messenger RNA, 4458 nt
Organism: Lampris incognitus (smalleye Pacific opah)
Lineage: Eukaryota; Metazoa; Chordata; Actinopteri; Lampriformes; Lampridae
Exons: 19
Coding region: 32-4126 (1364 amino acids)
Biological process (GO): actin filament organization; neuron projection development; calcium-mediated signaling
Cellular component (GO): cytoplasm; actin cytoskeleton; postsynaptic density
Molecular function (GO): actin filament binding
Source: RefSeq, a predicted model, not a curated record
CUCAGCUGCAGGAUUUGGUUCUUCCAUCCAGAUGAUGCGGACCAGCAGCAAAGGCCGCAGUGCUUCCCCGCACCGGAUAACCUACAAGUCAGACUUUCACGACAUUAAAUGCUCUUUUGACACUGGCGCCAUACAAGGGACCAAGGCAGCUCGCCAGGGCUCUGCUGUAACCCCGACUGGGUUGACCUCCAGCCUGUCUGACGCCGAUAUGUCCCACUGCACCACCGCCGCCGCCAGCACCAGCGACGCUGGAGGCAGAGGCCGGGCCCACAGCGCCAGGGGGGCCAAGAUCCGAGACAACAUCUUCCUUCAGAUGGACAACCGGCAGCUACGACAGGACGGAGGACCGCCACAACAGAGCUGCAGCUCCAUGCAACUCCCGUCCCCGGUACCGCCUCGCACACAGCUCCAACCUUCGCCUCUCCCCUCACCCAGAUGCUCCCCCCUCACUUCCUCGUCUGUUCUGAGUGCCGUCGCCAGCCUUUCCACCAUGGAGUCCUCUUCGUCGGAUAAACCGUCCAGAUCGGAGGAGAUGGCGGAGAUAGACAGAGCCGCUCUGGCUCAGAAGUUCACCGUGACACGGCGACUGUUCGAGACCAAGAUGAUGGAGGUCAGCGGAGGGCAAGGUUCAAAGGUCAUUGCCGUCCGGGGAAAUAAGGCGGCGGUGGACGGGAGAGAGGAAGCAGAGGACGGGAACGGUGGCACCGACCCUUUAGAAAGAGAAGGGGAGCGAAGAAGAAGGAGGCAGGGAGAGGAGGGAAAUGGGGAUGAGGUGGACUAUUCAAGCCACCCUGUGCUGAAUGUUUCUUCUCCUAAAAAAGAACAAACACCCGUGUCAGGGCAAAAGAAAUCCCCUCCGUCAACAAAACAUGGCCUGUUUCAACCUCCAUCACCUACUCCGAGUACUGAGCCCAUGUUAUCGAACGCAGAAGACCACGUAUCUGCCCCCAGCUCGCCCUCUCACCUUGAUGAGUCCGCUCGGAGCGCAACAUCUCAAGUAGAUGGAGAAACGGAGGUGGAAGGCGAGGCGGAAAGAAGAAAACAUCCCACUCCCCGCUGCUCGACCCGCGGUGACCUCUCGACCCUGGACGAGGAUCCGGUGAGGGCAGAACUCGUGCACGUGAAAAACGAGUCAUCGGAGAGUGACGAGAACGAGGAGGAACAGGAGGUGACAGACAGCCCAAACGGACGAAUGGAUGACGGGGAAGAAGACACAGAAGUGACAGCAGAAGAGAAAGUGGAGGAGGAGGAGACGGUGGACGAGGAGGCGCUGGUGGAUGACGUAUUUGAAGAACCCAGUGCACGGGUCACAUCGAUGGGUGUUGAAGUACUGGUCGAGGAACCGGCUGCUGGCAGCAGUGGCGCCUCAGCGCAGAUGGAUGAAGACGAGCUCAUGAAAAGAGACAAGUACCAACAGGUGGAGCACAAGGAAGGAAGGAGGGAGGAGCAGCUGGAGGAGGAGGAGGGGGCCGAGAGGUUCGCAACAGAGGGCAAAACUGGGGACAGAAUCGCCGAGGAAAUCACUGAAAAGGAGGAGAGCGGGAACAUGCAAGUCGAGCCGGAGGAUGAAGAGGACAAGCAUCACGGAGGAACUGAAAGAGAAGUUAAGGUCAAAGGUCAAGGCUACGCCGAAUAUGGAGGAGAGGAUGAAAUGGGAACUGCAGUCUACUGUGGGACUGAGAACAAAGCCUUCACAGAUGACCAACACAGAGAAUGUGGGUCUCACCCUGAGGACUCAAAACCCCGAAGACAGGACCAGGAAAGUGGUCCAGAUGACGGAGAACUGCUGACGUCGGAAUACGUAGAGAUUCCCGGCGUCGCUGAGCCGUCCGAUCAGGAUGAAGGCGAAACAGAACCUGGGAAAAGAAAAAUCAAGUUCUCCACAGCGCCCAUCAAGGUGUACGCUACCUACUCCAACGACGACUACGACAGAAGCAACGGCGACAUCGACCCGGUGUCUGCUUCAGCCGAGUAUGAGCUGGAGAAGAGAGUGGACAGGAUGGACGUCUUCCCUGUGGCGAUCAAGAAGGGAGAGGAGGGUCUGGGGAUCAGCAUAAUAGGGAUGGGUGUGGGAGCGGAUCAGGGACUGGAGAAACUGGGAAUCUUCGUCAAAACCAUCACGGAGGGGGGAGCCACGCAGGAGGACGGACGGAUUCGGGUGAAUGACCAACUAGUCGAGGUAGAUGGAGUCAGUUUGGUCGGCGUCUCUCAGCUGUUUGCAGCCACGGUCCUCAAGAAUACCUCAGGCCUGGUCAAGUUUUUGAUUGGCCGAGAGAAGCAGGGGGUGCAGAGCGAGGUGGCACGACUGAUCAAUGAAAGCCUGGAAAUGGACAGAUCGGCCAGAGAGGUGUACGGAAGCGAAGAUGAGGAUUUCGGUGCAUUGGAGAAGGCCUCGAUGGAAAAGGAAAACACGGAGGAAGAAGAGGGAGAGGACGAAGAGGAUGUGUCUGCGCUGUCCAGUCUGGACUGCUAUCAGCUCUGCCUUAAAUACCAGCAGCUCCAGUCAAAACUACAAAACAGAACAGCCCAACUUCACCAAGCCAGGGAAAAGUUAAAGGUGAUGGAGGAGCGGAGGGCCUGUUGGGAGAGCCAGAGGUCCGAUUUGGAGCAGAAAGCUGAGGAUGAAGAAGAAAAAGCCGAGAAACUAGAGAAAUACUGGCAGGAGGCCCAGACUCUGUGUCGAGUUGUGAGCCAGCGAUUGGCUGAUGCUCAGAGCCAAUCAGAGAGCCUGGAGAUCAAAUACAGCAAGGCCAAGAGACUGGUCAGGGAAUACCAGAGCAGAGAGGAAGAGAGGCAGAAGAGAGAAGCGGAUCUGCGGCGAGAAAUGGAGGAGAGAGAGAAGAGACACAGGGAGACUGUGGAAAGACUACAAACACUGGUGUCUCACCUGGAGAGGAAAGAGACUGUGCCCGAAAACAAGAGUCCCUCCCUGGACACCGCAGUCACAGACUGGAAUAUUCCGGUGCCUGAUACCGAUCGCCUGGACUCCAGCGCCCACAGAGCCAGAGCUCAGCUGGCCCAGAAGGCCAAACGCCAUCCACCAUCACGGGACAAACUCAGAGCAAGCUUCAAAAGACACGAAGAGGAAGUCCAGAACCUCCAGGGAAGUCGAGCAUUUCCGUCUCCCCCAGUGGCAGCAGAGCGACAAAGAGGAAGUAGGAGUGACCUUUCCAUCACCUCCAUCUCAGCCCUCAAUCCUCACACCCCGACCACCACCUUCUCCUCCACCAUCUUCACCCCUCAGAUCCACACCACUGAGGUGGCCACCCCGUCGUCCACCGGAUCCUCAGCAUCCAAAAAAUCAAAACUGAAAUUCCCAGACUUCAGUGGCCUUCGCAAAUCACUCGGCAAAGGGAGGAGAGUGGAGAAGAACUUCGGGAGGUCAGUGGAAAACAACGGCUCGUGCGGCGAUCUGGUAGACAAGCCAGCGGGAGUUUCUCGGUCAGGUUCGGCCUCCUCCAUGCCCUCCUGCCUGCCUUUCCCCUGGUUCAGUGAGCGAGGGAGGGAGAAAGACGAGAUGGAGAGAGGGAGAGAGAGGCUUCGGUCUGUGUCCAGCAGUAGUUUGCCAUACCUGACCACCACAGGUAGAAGAGAUGAGAGUGUAGGGUCUCCGGUGGGCAGCUCCAGCAUGGAGGGUCUCGUCUCUGAUCACACUCUCUCUGGACAUUCCCAAACCGUCACCUUGUCCUCCACUGAGACCCUGGAUGACGACUCCGUUCACGCUCACAACAACAACCACCAAUGGCAAAGUCGACCUCUCUUGGAGUGGACCAAUCAGCAGGUGUGUCUGUGGUUAAUUGGCAUGAACAUGGACCAAUACAGAGGGCAGUUCACCGCCCGAGGUGUGGACGGACCACAGCUCCUGAACAUGGACAGUGACAAACUCAAGGCCCUGGGCGUGUGGAGUCACAGCGACCGUGCGGCGCUGAAGAAGAAGGUGAGGGAGAUGAAGAGGAGGGAGGAGAAGGAGCAGAGGCAGAGAGAGAAGAGGCUGAAGGCGGAAAAGGCGAAAGAGAGGAACGCGCCCAUCGUGAAGGAGAGGGAGGGGAGGGAACCGGAGAGGACGGCGGAGGUGAAGGAGGCCAGGUCCGGCAGCAGAACCGUGAGGACCGAGUCGCUGCUGUGAGAACACGGAAAAGAAAUGAGGAGCGACCUCCCGAUAUCUCAACCCGAACCUUUGUCGCCACCAGCACACACACACACACAGUACGUAGUUUAAAGUUCACAUCUCAGUAAGACACUUUGAAGUGUAGACUGAGGAACGGGAUGGUUUAACCGGCAGACUGAAUUUCAGAUCGACUAAUACCAAAGUCCACCUUUUCCAGCAGUUCUGUCUCCUCGACGGUCUUAAUUAGAACUUGAAAUCUGUAUUUGUGCUGUUUUUAGUUGGGUUUUUUACAGCAAGCCCUAAACGAGCUUUAGACGUGACACGACUUUCAACGCUGAAAGACGUGCCGA